UUAAGAAUUGCAAUAAAAUUAUAUAGAAAAAGAAAUUAAGGAAUCGGGACCAAAUAGAUUGCACGGAAUUGUCCAUUAAAAUGCAGUACAUUUAAAGAGAGAUGCAAAUACUAUAAGAAUAGAAGAAUACUUUAAAGAAAACCGCAAUAGAAAGGCAAUAAAAUAAUAAGAACUGCAAGAAACUGCAGCAUCAGCGCACAAAAAAUAAAUAAAUAAAUAAAUAAAUAAUAUACAAAAAAACAAAUUUAUAUCAACAACUUCAUAAUCAUUAAUUGUAGAACGAUAAUCACUAAACAAAAAUAAUAAAAUUGAGAAACAAAAACAAAUAGACAAAACAAAACAAAAACAUUACAAAGUAAAACCAAAACAAAUCACAAAGGAAGAAACCGAUUACCCACCCAACACUAAAAUCAAUCGCUUUGCUCAGUUAUUACAAAAUAUUUCACUAAUUGCCAACAAAUUACCCAUAAAUUUAUUGUUUUUACAAUAAUAAACGCAGCGAACAGCGAGCGGCGAGUAGCGAGUAGCAAGUAGGAAGCAGUGAGCAGGGAGUAGGAAGCAUAUCGUUCAUCAAAAAUGGAUUACAGCCAAUUGGAUGCGAAUAUUAAUAGUAAUCUGAAUACAGGCAACAUUUCCACACAUGACUUUCUAGCAAUAUUCUCAUCGACAAGUCCAACUGAUGUCGCUGGUGGUGGUCCAGGCGGAGGAAAUACCACGUCGUCCGGCAGCAUACUAUCAACGAAACUGCAUACGAAUGCUAGUCACAUAGCGAGCACUGGUGCCAGUAAUGUAACGCUCAAUCCGCCCUUACUUACCGUUGACGGUCAAUACACAGUCGCCAAUAUACUUGAGAGCUCAUUGGCGGGCAUUGCCACCACGUUGAAUCCCAAUUAUAUAAAUGACAGUCUCUUCUACUUAAAUAGUAAUUUUUUCAAUAGCAGCACAAGCACAAGCUAUGGCGGCUAUGGCAUUGGCGGCAGUAGCAUCAAUUUCUCGAGCGGCAAUUAUUACAAUCAAACAUUUGCGAAUAGCACCGGUAAUAUCACCGAGAUACAGUGGAAUGGGCGCUAUCCCAGCGGCUAUACGUUAACACACAUUGUGAUUGCCUCAAUUAUAGUUACAUUUCUAAUGAUAAUCAUUGUUGUGGGCAAUAUGUUGGUUAUCAUUGCGAUUGUGACCGAGAAAUCAUUGAAGAAUAUACAAAAUUGGUUUAUCGCCUCAUUAGCGGUGGCGGAUUUUUUUCUCGGUCUAAUUAUUAUGCCAUUCUCGCUGGCGAAUGAAUUGAUGGGCUAUUGGAUAUUCGGCAGUUGGUGGUGCGAUAUACAUUCGGCUAUGGAUGUGCUAUUGUGCACGGCUUCCAUUAUGAAUUUAUGUCUAAUAUCGUUGGAUCGUUAUUGGAGCAUAACAAAGGCAGUUGAUUAUUUGAAAUCGCGUACGCCCGCACGUGCUGCGGUUAUGAUAGCUGCUGUUUGGAUAAUGUCAGCUUUAAUUUGCAUUCCGCCAUUGCUGGGCUGGAAGGUGAAGAUGCCGGAGGGUCCGCUGCCAAAGUGCGAGUUAAGCGAGGACAUUGGAUAUGUAUUAUAUUCCGCCCUGGGUUCGUUUUAUAUACCCAGUUGCAUUAUGGUUUUUGUUUAUAUACGAAUUUAUUUUGCUGCGAAAGCUCGAGCGAGAAGAGGCAUUAAGAAGCAUCCGCGAAAAACAAACAACGAACAGGUGACAAGUUUUACCACAAAAAAAGGUACAAUUCCUAUGCCAUCCUCUAGUGGUGUCUCAUUGCAGCUGCAUCAACAACGUCAAAUAGCUACGAUAGAAACACCACCAGCUAGUGCCGGCAUGCCAAUGCAGAUACCGACUGUUACCUGCGACUUGGCAUCUGAUAUAUCAACAUCAGAAGCAGGCGAAGCUGAUCCACAUCCUUUAGUCUAUUCGAAUGGUAAUUCGGGUGUGCCAACAUCAAAUGCAGUGGGGAUGCUGUCAACAGAAACGCCCAAUUGUAAUAAGGAAACACUUAAGGUCAGUACUAUAGCAAGUGUGCGUGGUGCAUUAAAUGUGCCAGUGCCGCCAUCUAUGGCAGUUGAAGCUGCAACAGCAGCAACUGGCGCUUUAACAACAAACAACAAUAACAACGGUAGUCCAGCGACAACAAUUACGUCUGGUCUGGCGCCGACAUCAGCGACGACAACGUCGCUCUCACCGAAUGAGUUACGUGUCUCACCGAUUGCAGGUCGUUGUCGUGCCCUCUCAGUGGGCAUUGAUACUGACAUGGUCAGCGAAUUCGAUCCAUCCAGUUCGGAUUCAGGUGUGGUCAGUCGCUGUGCAGUGGUUAAACCACUGAAAUUUAGACUGUGCCAACCGAUAUUCGGUCGCAAAUCAAAUCAACAACGACGCAAUGAAGCGAAAACAGCAGCCACUGUUAAAACGCUUAAACCCUCCGAAAUAACUAAAACCGAACUUGAACCCGCCAUACCGAAAGUUCAAAAGCCACGUGAUCCUGAAAAGGAGAAACGACGUAUUGCGCGUAAAAAAGAAAAGCGUGCCACACUUAUUUUAGGUCUGAUAAUGGGUAGCUUUAUAGCCUGUUGGCUUCCAUUUUUCUUCUUGUACAUAUUAAUGCCAGCCUGUACUAGUCAUUGUAAUAUACCCGAGUCGGCAUUUGCUAUUGCAUUCUGGUUGGGCUAUAUGAAUUCCGCCUUGAAUCCGGCCAUUUAUACUAUAUUCAAUAAGGACUUUCGGCGCGCUUUUCGGCGUAUACUUUUCAAGUGAUGUUUGGCUUAUGUGUGCUGUUAUCGGUGCGUUCAUGCGAGCAUUGAGAAGGCAACGGAACGUGCCAUGGGCAGCACACCCAUGGGUUACGGCAUGUAUCAUUAC
Molecule: messenger RNA, 2868 nt
Organism: Teleopsis dalmanni
Lineage: Eukaryota; Metazoa; Arthropoda; Insecta; Diptera; Diopsidae
Gene: Octalpha2R
Product: alpha-2 adrenergic receptor
Exons: 3
Coding region: 577-2763 (728 amino acids)
Biological process (GO): adenylate cyclase-activating adrenergic receptor signaling pathway
Cellular component (GO): membrane
Molecular function (GO): G protein-coupled amine receptor activity
Source: RefSeq, a predicted model, not a curated record